GUUUUAUCCCAAUACCCGACGAUCCUGUUUGUUGUUUGUGAACUUUUGUCGCUUCAAUAUAUUCGCUAUUAUUAAAUUAAUAUUACUUAAAAGAAGCCAUAGAGUUUGGAAGUGAUGUGUGAUGUGGAGAUCGUGGUGCGCGAGGCGCGCGCGGCGGACGAGGCGGCGCGGGCCGAGCUGGUGCGGCUCGGGUUCGCCUCGCACCGGAAGGAUGCAUUCCUGCUCUUCUUCUUCCAAGAGUUGAUAUUCCAGGUGUGCGUGCUGGCGGGAGCGGUGCUGUUCAUCUUCUGCGGCGUGUCGGUGGCGGGCUGCCUGCUGCUGGCGCCGGCGCUGGCGGCGGCCGUGGCGCUGGGCGUGCACGUGGCGCACGCGGCCAACGCCGACAAACAAGUGCAGAACAUGCGCAAGGAGAUGAUGGGCUUUGUGGCUGAGCUCCGUGGACCUCUGUUAGUGAACCCAGAAAAAGUGUCGCCUGUGAUUGUCACGGAGACCGAACAUCAGCAAUCUAAACCCAGCAAAAGUGUACACACACAGGUGGUGGGGACAGUCAGCAUAUCCGAGUUCUGGGGGCCUCGGGAGAGCGGCUGGCUGCAUGCAUUUGCAGUACACCCAGAGUUAGUAUCAUUAUCGAUCUAAUUAAAGAAAUAAAACAUAUUUUAGCUCUAGUAUUAGUGGUUUCUACAGCUAGUUUCGACUUUCAUAGUUCACUGUAAUUAACCAUAUGUACAUAAAAAGCAACAAUAACAACACUGUUUGAAAGCUCUUCAUUCAUAACCUUUCUGAGAAGCGAUCAUAAACAUUAGGUUUGCGGCGAGUGACAUGCUGAUAAUAAAUCAAGGCCGUUUCUGUUUACGCGUCUAGUCGUCAAGCGGUUAAUUAAUUG
Ostrinia furnacalis (Asian corn borer) is the source of this 883-nucleotide messenger RNA. RefSeq lists its product as uncharacterized. Bases 115 to 636 code for a protein of 173 amino acids. The record is from RefSeq and is a predicted model, not a curated record. The transcript has 4 exons. Lineage: Eukaryota; Metazoa; Arthropoda; Insecta; Lepidoptera; Crambidae.